AUGCCACUGCCAGCUUCAGAUUUGCUCACUCGUCAGCCACUACCUUCCUACACUAUCGUACUUUCCCCGAGAGAGAGAGACGAUGGAGAAAGCUCUGACAAAGGUGGGUAGCUUGAAGGUUGGGAGCUCAUGGAUUUCGAAGAAAGCAAAGGAGGAGUUCUCUAAUCUCAGUGAAGACAUCACUACUUUGUCAAACACAGUUGAAGAAAAGGCAAAGUGGAUUUUCAACAAACUAAAAGGGAAGCCACUGAAAAGUUUACCAGAUCUCCUUCAAGACUACAACUUACCACGAGGCCUCUUUCCCAAGAACAUCACCUGUUAUGAAUUUGAUGAAUCCAAGGCCAGGUUGAUUGUGUACUUGCCUUCUGUAUGUGAGGUCAGCUUUAAAGACUCCUCGGCAAUAAGGUAUGCUACUCGGGUCAAGGCAAUUUUGCUGAGGGGAAAGCUUACAGGCAUAGAGGGAAUGAAGACAAAGGUUCUGGUGUGGGUUAAAGUGACAAACGUAGCAGUUGAGGGCUACAAGUCUGAUAAGGUUUGGUUUACUGCUGGUGUGAAGAAGUCAAGGCCUAAGGAUGCUUAUCAAAUGCCAAGUGAUGCUGUCAAAGUAGAAGAAUUUUGAAAUGAGAGUAGAUAUUCAUUGUCUUUGGAGGUAACCUUUUUGUGUCUCUCUUGUAUACUUCCAGUAUACUUGAGUUGCGCCUUUUGCGUUUAUCAAAAAAGAUUUAUUACUCAAAAAAAAAAAAAAAUCAUUGUCGUAAAGCAAAAAUCAAAUUUACGGAGGUAGAUGACCUAAAUCAUUGGUAACCUCACUUCUCACUGUGUAAGAUUGGAUGCACUAUUAUGAUUCUCAGUGUUUCAAAUGCAUCAGCUCUAGGUUUAGCUCA
Messenger RNA from Juglans microcarpa x Juglans regia, 884 nucleotides. RefSeq lists its product as uncharacterized. The coding region runs from base 83 to 619 and encodes 178 amino acids. The record is from RefSeq and is a predicted model, not a curated record. Lineage: Eukaryota; Viridiplantae; Streptophyta; Magnoliopsida; Fagales; Juglandaceae. The transcript has 3 exons.